This is a messenger RNA of Rotaria sp. Silwood2, 375 nucleotides long. The record is from the annotation of a GenBank genome assembly. NCBI's taxonomy places the organism in Eukaryota, Metazoa, Rotifera, Eurotatoria, Philodinida, Philodinidae.
AUGUUUGCUUCUCGAGCACUUGCAACAACACCAACUGGUCAUCGAUGUACAUCAUCAGCAAAAUUUACAAGUACAAGAGAUUUAAAUCAUGAUAGAGAAGAUCGACAACGAUCAUAUGAAAUUGAAGAUGCAAAACAUCCAGUACGAAGUUUAGCUUGUGCUUGUAUAUCAUCAUUAUUUUGUCCUAUUCUAGGACUUAUUGCUUUAUUUUAUGCUAUACGUGCUGUACGAACACAUAGUCAAGGAUUUUAUGCUGAAGCAUCAACAUUUUAUAAAAAAGCUAUUCGAUGGUCAUUGAUAACAUUUAUAGUUGGUCUUACAAUUGGUUCAAUAGUUUCAUUUAGUUUUUUUGUCAAAGCUGUUCUAUUUAUGUAA